UAUUAUUAUUUAUUGAUAUGACACUAAACGUGGUAUUUUAGAAAAUAUUAUUAUUAUAUACAUUGCGUAUGUUUUAUAUAGACUGAAAAAUAAGUGCAAUCUGGUUAAACACAUUCGGAAAGCUUAAAGGAAGAUCACAAAAUAAUUCUUUAAUGAAUGAAAAAUACUGACGACGCUUUGUUAAAGAAAAUAAUCAGACUGCUUCUCAGUCUAACAUCUUACACUGUCCGUAAAUAGACUUAAAACAUCCUUGUUUAUAAAUUGUGUUUUUCUUGGUGUAUUUGGAUAGACUCUAGCUAUUCUGGAUUUUGUUGGAGGAAUUGUCUAAAUAUAGUCUUAUAUAGUGAAUUUAACAAUGACCGAUAUUAGGGGUGAUAGCGCAGUGUUUGUGAUGGACGAUUAUCACGUGGUUGUUGAUAAACAUGAUGCGGAAGGCUUUAAACAUAUCACAGUGGAUGAAAAAUAUCAGAUCGGGAAUAACAUUAAUGCAUACGGGAAAGAACACCCGUACCAUCACAAUAACGGUGUUCGUGCUCCCCAUUUUGUACAGCCACUAGGUAAAAAGCAUGGGAAAAACGUGAUAACCCCUCGGCACGAUGCUUCUCACAGUUUGGUGGAUUCCAUGGAAACGGUGACGUUAUCCUGGGAAAACGUUAACGUAGAAGUCAAACCAAAGAACAGACCAUGCUUUAGGGGACCAGACCCUAGCGUAGUUCAGAAACGAGUUCUCAGAGAUGUGUAUGGACAUGUGAAGCCUGGCACACUUUUGGCAAUUAUGGGGGCAAGUGGCUCAGGAAAGACAACUCUGCUUAAUACUCUGACGUCACGAAUUAACAGUGAAUCGUUAAGCGCAGCCGGAGAUAUUAAGGUCAACGGUAUUGAUGUAGGCGCGGGAAUUCGGAAUAUCUCCGCUUAUGUUCAACAAGACGAUCUAUUUAUAGCUACUAUGACAGUGAGAGAGCACCUUACAUUCAGGGCUUUAUUGAGAAUGGAACAGGAAGUUUCCAGGGCGAGGAGAUUAGAGCGUGUUGACGAGGUCAUACAAGAACUCGGUCUACAGAAGUGUCAAGACAAUAUCAUUGGAAAUCCGGGUAGAAUUAAGGGAAUCUCUGGCGGGGAAAUGCGUAGACUUUCUUUUGCGUCAGAGUCAAGCGUUCUUCUAAUGGCGGAAGGCAGAGUUGCGUUCCUUGGAGACUCGGCUGGGGCGCUCAACUUCUUCAAAGAAGCUGGCUAUCCUUGUCCAGUGAACUACAACCCAGCUGACUUCUAUAUCAUGACGAUGGCAGUGGUACCAGGCAACGAAACAGAAUGUAAAACAAAAAUUGAGGCAAUUUGUGACAAAUUCGAUGACACACCCAAUGCCAAAUCAGUACUUGCUGAGAACAAACGUGUUGCCGAGAACCCCAAACGAACAGGAAUCAUAUACGAGGAAGCAUUUAGCAGCACAUCUAGGUACGAAGCAUCUUGGUUACGUCAAUUUGCUGCCGUGUUUGAAAGGUCCUGGAAGACAACAGUCAGGGAGCCAAUGGUAGCUCGAGUUCGAUUUGUACAGACAAUAUUAUUAUCAAUAGUCCUUGGACUGAUCUACCUGCAGUUAGACGUAGACCAGAGGGGUGUUAUGGACAUAAAUGGUGUUCUCUUUCUCAUGAUUACAAAUAUGACAUUCACAAAUGUGUUUGGCGUACUAAAUUCGUUUCCGCUGGAGACGCCAAUAUUUUUACGAGAAUACGGUGUUGGACUUUACAGAGUGGACGUUUAUUUUCUAAGUAAAUGCCUUGCCGAGUUGCCGUCUUUUAUCAUUAUUCCCCUAAUAUUCUGUGCCAUCACCUAUUGGAUGAUAGGAUUGUAUGCCACGUUCGAGGCUUUUUUGGUGUUCACAGGGGUGAUGCUUCUAGUCGCUAACAUUUCAGUUUCUUUCGGUUACAUUGUAUCAGCAGCCGCGAACUCAGUGACCACCGCCUUGGCCUUCGCCCCACCUAUGAUGAUACCACUACUGAUGUUUGGUGGCUUCUUUCUCAACUCCGACUCUAUACCUGUGUACUUUAUUUGGCUGGAAUAUCUGUCCUGGUUCAAGUAUGCGAACGAGCUUCUGUCUGUAAACCAGUGGGAUAACAUAGAUUCUAUAGACUGUGAGAAUAGUACAUCAUCAGGAUCACAAAGCCUGUGUCUGUAUAAAUCCGGUGAACAAGUGAUUAACUACCUCAAUUUUGAUAAGGACAAUCUUUGGUUGGAUGUUGGCUGUUUGUUUGCCAUGCUGGUGGCUUACAGACUGGUGGCAUAUAUAAUACUUCUGAUUAAGGCUAGAAAGUCAAAACAAUAGACAACCAUACCAAAAAGAGACGCUUAGAAUUAAAGGGACGUAAUUGGUGUUUGUUUAGCCAUUUGUUUUGUGUGGCAGUUGUCGCCCUUGUAAUACUUUAUGUUUUCCUGAAUGUCUUAAAAAUUUACAUGUUCGAGAAUAGCUGACUUUUAUAAAUGAUAAAUAUCACGUACAAAUCUUGUUAUAAAUUUGAUGCAUAAUCUAGAAAAACGACUUGGUAGUUUUUUACCAUAUAUUUUAAACGAGACAUUUUAUAAAAUUCUAUAAAUGUGAGGAGAAAUAUAGUUCAAACCAAACUUAUUUAUAUGCUUGUGAAUAAAACGUUAUUAUUAAUUAUUGAGUAUUGACCCAAUGAGUCAGAAUUCUAAUGAAAUAAAACAUUAGGACAUUAACAAUGACCUUUGAAUUUUAACACUAAAUACACAAGAUUAUCAUGGUUAUGUUACACUAGAGUGACGUCAAUACGGAAAUUAAGUGAAUUUUAUCUUUGUCAUUGAAUAUAAUGAAUUAGGACCCAGUAAAACACUUCACAGGGUAAAGUGAAACAUUGUUAUUGUUAAAAUAUUCAAGCUGGCUUUCUGAAAGUCAUUAUUUUAUCUCAAGUGCCUGCUUUUAUCUAACACAUGUCAUUUAGGGACUCUUAAAGCAGCAUGCCUCCAAAUUCGUGCUCAUUCUCAUAAAAACAUUUGAAAUGUAUUUAAUUGUCAAAUAAACAAAGAAAGUCAUUUACACAUUGCAAACGACACUUUAAAUGUACGAAAAAUAGCUAAAAAUUGGUCAAAAUAUGCAAAACUAGCCUUUAAUGCAUUAGUCACGCAGUAGAAAUAUGGUGAAAAAUACCUCAAAUCAGUCAUAAAUUGCAUAUAACAGGUAAAUUAUUUCUUGCAUUGUGAAUACUUUGAAUUACGUUUCUUAUCUUUUCAAGAUUAAAUUUCUUGAAAAAGUUUGGCUCAUUUGGAAGCAUGCAGCUUUCAAUUAUCAAAAUUGGAAAGUAACCAUAAUUAUGACCAUGGCUCGCUAUGGUGGUCAGACUAGUCACAGGGGUGUUCUGUUUUGUUGUGAGUUAUUCAUGUUUCACAAAAAUAUACUGGUUAUAUUCUCCUUUGAGUUUAUGAGAAUGAAAUGUGAAAGACAAUCAUAAAUAUGUAUCCAUAAAUUGUAAAAAUAGAAGUAUAAAGUAUAUUGUGUAUUGUGUAUGGUAAAUCUUACUUCAUGUACAUGUAAUUAUAUUAAUGAAGUAACAAUUACAUCUUUCCUCACACUAUUCUAAAUACUUUGAUGUUUGUUUUAAAGCAGCGCACUUCAGUCUUGUUUUUCCCAUAAUUUUCGUAUUAAAAAUCGAAAGUGUUUCAUAUAGUUAAUAUAUUGUAAAGUAAACAGCUAGUAUAAGACACGUACAAUCUAUAUAAAUUGUAUAAAAAGUUUCAAAAUAUGCAAAAAUAGGUCUUACCUUUUAAGUAACCUGGUAAAAAUAAGUUGAUAAAAAACACUUAAUUCAGCCAAGUUUUGUAUACAACAUGAAAAACAAAAAUACUAAAAUGAUAUAUGGAUUGUGACCAUACUUUUCUUAAAGUCUAAAUACAUUUUUGUUUUUUGUGUGUAAAAUUGGAAUUUUUGAUAUAAAUUUUUUUCGCCUGUGUGAUAGUGCGGAGAUUUAAAGAUUUUCAUCAACAUAUAAGAUUUUUAACAUAUGUUAUAGGUUGAUAUAAUGUUGUCAAAUGGUCACUUACCUUUGUUGUUAUUGUUGUAUUAAAUUGUUUCUGUUUGGCAGUCGCAUUCGUUUUUAACGUGUGGUGUGAUUGGCAGAAUAUGACCAAGUUUCGGCGUCUGUCAGCCUUUAUAAAAUGGGACCAAUACGUUAAAAAAUGGUUUCAACAAAAUUGGUCUCAAAACAAGGAAAUUUGUGUUUUUGUUGUAUUUUGAUCUUUUAUGUAAUAUUUUGUUAUAUUGAUAAAACUAUUAACAUUGCAAUGAAAACAUGAAAAUGAAAUUGUAUCCUAUUUAGAGCUCGGACAGCCUAAUAGGUUAGAGGUAUUCUAGAGAUUACACCAGUGUUUACAUCAUCAGUACAUGUAUAUACAUAUUUUGCAAGCUGUAUUUUAGUCAAAGAAAACAAAUGUGCAUUUUUAAAACUGUACAACCACUGAUUUAUAUACUUAUUUUACAUUAAUUUAUCUAUCUGAUUAAAGGGUUUUUGCCUUAACUUGACUUGCCAUAAUUCCAUAUAUUUUUUACUAUAAAAUAUAUAUCACUAAUCAAAAUAUAGUUUAUUUAUUUAUAUAAACAUAUAAAAACAAGCACUAUAUUAUAAAGAAGAAAAUGUUUUUUUCUUCUUUGCCUACCUUUGUAUCAAUUAAUAUAGAUCUGCACUGUUCGCUGUUCAUUUAUUGAUAAAAUUUUCCUUAAAGGUACAUUAUGCCUCAGAAAUCCAUAUUUUUUAAUUCUAAGUAAAUAUCAAACAUGUGUUUACUAAUGUUUUAAUAGUGGAUUAAGAGCAUGUUUAAUUUUAAAGUUAGUAGCGUUGAAUGUGCAGAAAUGUGUUGUAAAGGUAGCAAAAUGUAAGCAAAGUAGUAUUUUGAAUUCCAUACAAAAUACUAAUUCACAAGUUAUCUCCAUUGUCAACAGAGCUUAAAGAGCAAAAGACAGUUCUAGUAUAUGGUAAAUUAGUAUUAUUUUGGAACUGUAACAAGAUACCAAAAAAAAUAAAAAAGAUUUUUUAGAAAUAAAAAUGAUAACAUUUCUCAGGCAAUAGCAUUUCUCAGGCAUAAUGGGCCUUUAAAGGAAGAAGUGUUAUGUCCAGAUUGAAAGAAGGACAAUUCCUAUAUUAGAUAUUUAGCCUCGUUAAGGUUAAUAUAAGUGCUAAUAAGUUGUUUAUGUUUUAUUUUUUGUUCUGUUUUUGUUUUAUUUGUGUGAGAUCUACCGUUAAACGGUCUCUACUUUUUUAACAUUUGAAGCGUUCAAGGAACACGUGAUCAAAUUCUCCACUAUAUCAUUGAGAUAAAAACAACGCCGAAUGUGUUUAAUGCAGCAUUAGAGAUAUAUUGUUAGAUAGUAUAACUUCAAAAUAUGUUGUUCCAGCAGUUGUUAUUUUUUGUAAAUAAAAUCUAUUUUGAGAAUUA
This is a messenger RNA of Ruditapes philippinarum (Manila clam), 5439 nucleotides long. Its product is annotated as protein white-like. Lineage: Eukaryota; Metazoa; Mollusca; Bivalvia; Venerida; Veneridae. The coding region runs from base 356 to 2320 and encodes 654 amino acids. The transcript has 18 exons. Gene Ontology annotation, cellular component: plasma membrane. The record is from RefSeq and is a predicted model, not a curated record. Gene Ontology annotation, molecular function: ABC-type transporter activity; ATP binding; ATP hydrolysis activity.